Mollisia scopiformis is the source of this 1489-nucleotide messenger RNA. RefSeq lists its product as uncharacterized. Gene Ontology annotation, biological process: regulation of DNA-templated transcription. Bases 1 to 1443 code for a protein of 480 amino acids. Lineage: Eukaryota; Fungi; Ascomycota; Leotiomycetes; Helotiales; Mollisiaceae. The transcript has 4 exons. The record is from RefSeq and is a predicted model, not a curated record. Gene Ontology annotation, molecular function: zinc ion binding; DNA-binding transcription factor activity, RNA polymerase II-specific.
AUGCGGACAUCCCUCCGUAGGUCUUGUAAUGCCUGUGUAAAGGCGAAACAUCGUUGCGACCUCCAAAUACCCCAAUGCUCGCGAUGCAUGAAGAGAAAAUCGCGCUGUCUCUACACGAAUGAACCAGCACCUUCGAGACCACAUGAUACCUCCACGGGAACGUCAGGAACUCGCAAGCUUGCGCUCGAGAACGAAUUCGAUGUGUCUUCCGCUACCGGAAGAAAUGUUAGAGUGACGCCUAGGCGGUUUGAGAGCUUGGUACGGCUGGAGAAUCCAUCGAAUGAGUAUUUAGAUCCAUUUUCUGUCUACCCCGCGACGAGGCUUCCUCGGACACAUGUUCAACGUCUCAUCCAUCAUUUCUUAUCAAACAUCGCUUUCCAAUACUACCCUCUGGACUUGAAUGCAGAUUCAAAUCCAUUUCUAGUCUCGUGGUGGCCGCUGGCCCUUCAAGAUCCAGCCCUUUUCCAUGUCUCGCUGCAGACGGCAUCCCUAGAUGAAGAAGUGCGGGCUCAAAAAGGGUUUCCAAUCUCAGAGCUUCUUAUGGUUGAUUCUGUGUCUCUGGUGAGACGCAAAAUUGAAGAUUCUUCCUUGGCAUUCCAGGAUGAAACGCUGAACUCUGUUGUUACCUUAGCAGCAAUUGAACACGGAAAGGGACACAUCCAAGCGAGCAGAAUGCACAUUGACGGAGUCAAGCGAAUAGUUGAUGUCAGAGGCGGAAUUGACAAGGUUAAGUGUUCAAGUCCGCUUACGGCACGAAUGGUUUUAUGGGUGUCUCUACUGGUCACGGGAACUCCUCAAUUCCAAACUCAGGACGAUUCUGGGGAUAGAACUGGGAUUGGCCCAAUACCGCAGUGGCAUCUUGCUUCGAAGGAUACACCUUCCCAACAACUGACUCUGGAUCACCUUGAUAUCAACCCUGUCAUGAGCAACAUUUUGAGCCAUCUCCGCAACAUAUUUCACGAUCCCCACCUUUCAAAUUUGACAACUACUGAGCUACAUGAUCUGACAUGCUACGUCGUGCAUAAGCUCCUGCUAUUACCUCCAUUCUCGACUGUGGAUACAAAGCAGUCAUCUACUUCGGAAUGUCUUCGAUACGCAUUAGCGCUUUACAUGCUGAUUAUUCAUGGAACGACAUACUACUCUCACGUGGACAUAGAGAAUGCCAUCAUGGUCCAGUUGAAAACCAAUCUCAAGACAUUGAUCUGGACAAACGACUUCGACUCGCUCAAACUAUGGUUCAUCUCCAUCGGUAUGGCAGCUGCAGGGGAUACAGCGGACCACCAAUGGUUCCUCGACCAAGCUUGCAUAGCCACAACAGCUCUCGGUCUACAAGUAUGGGAUGAUGUCCUUCUUCGACUGCAGAGCAUUCUUUGGAUCAGGAUGCAACAAGGAGCUUUGUUUCAGCAGAGGUGGGAGGAAGUCUUGAUAUCCCUGAAGAAUUAAAUGCCAGCUAUUGGCACGUCGCAUUCCGAUUCCCUGACCGCAGAUG